Molecule: messenger RNA, 9740 nt
Organism: Schistocerca gregaria
Lineage: Eukaryota; Metazoa; Arthropoda; Insecta; Orthoptera; Acrididae
Product: TLC domain-containing protein 3A
Exons: 6
Coding region: 629-1585 (318 amino acids)
Biological process (GO): lipid homeostasis
Cellular component (GO): membrane; endoplasmic reticulum
Source: RefSeq, a predicted model, not a curated record
AAGUCUCUUCACUGCUGUCUGUAAUGGUGCUUCCCACUAUUAAUUAUUCCGAAUGGUAAUAAUUUAUGAUUCAUUGCCCUGUGGUCUUGAUCAACACGAAAUUAAAGAGAGCGACAGAACGUAAGGAUUCAUUUUUAUCUCAAAACACUUCCCUACUAUGCUACGUUUUGCAUUUUGCAUUAAAACUCCUUUUUAGCUCUGGGGGGUGAAGUUAUCAGCAGUCGAACGUCACUUUCGAUAACUCGAUUUACAAGCAGACGAAAAUUAUCCGUUUAUUUGUUCAAAGACUGUAAUGGCACAGUCUUUUCUAUUUUUAUUCCUUAAUGAAGUCUCGUGAUGUUAUUUUCGGAAAAAAGUUUAUUGAUGGCAAGUAAAGUAGCAGACGGCUAGCAUCUCUAUCUUGUUUUGACACGGAGUGAUGUGUUAAGAUUAUGUCCUUCAUAUAUAGUUGAAGGGCACAAGAACUCUUUCGUUUCCAAUUAACGCUUGCUGGAAAUACAUGUUUUGUUACGUAAAGAAAUGAUUGCUUUGCUGAGUUUGCAGUCGAAACUCCUCCACAGAAUGGUGAUAGUCCGCUCGUGUAGUGUAUGCUUUGAAACAAGGCCACAAGUUUGCUGAAGCGGCAAAAAUGCAGCGAAUUUCGUACGCCGGGAGAUACCCGGAGCAGAGUUUGAAGACUCCGCCGGCUUCCUUACUUCUGGUGUCAGUGUUAGGGUCGUUUGUUCUAGCAGCAGGCUCAGUAAUUCUUCUGGCACCAGAAGACCGCAUUUCUGUUGCCCGUGGGGCCUGGCUUUCAGGGCUUGGGCUUAUCUUCUUCGUUUCGCUGUUUGAUCUCCUUAAUCAUGUGGCAUUGCAGACGAAUGUGGGACAUGUGUUCCGAAAAAAAUACGAACUGACAUUGUAUGAAGUCCUCGAUAUUUCCAACAAAACUGUGUCAGCAGUUCAGGCAGUAUUAUCGUGUAUCACGGGAUCCAUUGUAUGUAUGUGGUCAUGCACACGUGACUUCCUGCGAUCUUCACAUUUCAUGUCAGAAGCAUAUGCAUGGUUUGGUGCUUCGUACUUCUUCUAUGAUAUAUGGUCAAUGUACAAAGUCCAUACAUCUGGCAAAAGUGAUGUGGAGCGACAACAGCACAGUGGUCACUGCCUUGCGCAAUGGAGCGAUUACAUUUGCAAACAGCCAAUGAUAGUACUUCAUCAUUUGUUUAUUGGCUCAUUUGGAUUCCUCGUCAUUGUUCAUCUGAGAGGUGACUUAGGGGACUGUAUAUUUGGGGUUGUGUACCUUAUGGAACUCAGUACACCUUUUGUCUCUUUUAGAGGCAUCCUCAGUAAGUUAAAGAUGAAGUCAUCACAGCUUUAUGUGGUCAAUGGUCUAGUCAUGCUAGUCACGUUUUUUCUCUGCCGUGUAAUUACGCUCCCGUAUGUCUGCUAUAAGUACAGUGACUAUGUAGGCUUGUCAUUUUGGGAGGCUUUCAUAUCACUACCUACUGGUUGUAAAAUUAGCAUAGCCAUAUUGAUGUUUCCUCAGAUAUAUUGGUUUAUUCUGAUGGUAAAGGGUGCAUUUUCAGUUUUUUUUCCAGUGAAGUAAAACAGCAUCGCCAGUUAAAAAAUAUAACUAUUGUGCAGUAAAUACCCAUUAAUUUAGUUGUGAAUGUUUCACCUUAUGCCAGCGGGAAGAGAGCAUUCACAAUUUUCUGUCCUUGUAAUACAGUUGUGCAUAGCUAUUCCUGCCUGUGGUAUUUAAAGAUCUGACAUUCUCUUUCCUUCAUAACGUGCAGGAUAAAGCUAAACUGAAAUUUCAUGUGUGUGAUAGAUUGGUUUGUGGGGAUUAAGAAAUGCUGUGUUAGGAUUUUCAGAUACAGAUUAAAUGUUGUGUGCUGUUUUUUUAUGAAAUGCAUAAAGUAUUGGCGACAAUAGUUCCUAUAUGUGCGUAGAUGUGUGUAUAUGUGUCUAUAUGCAUGGCUGUCAUGCUGCCAAAAAAUGUGCAUUUAAUAUGAUUGUAGUUCAGUAUUGACCAACAUUACCAGAGUCAAAUGCCUCAACCAGAUUCGCGCACACCUGCAGAAAACCUAAACAUUUUAUGGAGAAGAAAUAAUUAACUAAUAAAUAUGUGUGUAGAAAGGGUGUUAACAGCUUUUAUAAAAACGAUCAAUAACAUUCCACAGCUCCUUGUUAAUUUCUGUGUUAUACUGUGGAACAUGGCUGCUGUAAUCAUUUCAACACUCUUAUUUCCGCAUAUCUACCAGAAAUUAUUUUUUAAUAUUGACAACUUCUGAGAUUAAUGUGUUUAGCAUUUAUUAUUACAUGGGAGAUGCUUAGAGUUGCUCUGUCAGUUUGCUUGUUACUGCAACAAGCAAUAAACUGGAGAACAUCUGUCCUUAUAGGUGUGUGACACUACCUGUUAGGAACACAAGAUUGAUGUAGUUUUCUUUCUGCAUAGGAGGGAGUUUUGUUUUGGCUUCAAAUUUAUGAUAAUUGGCGUAAAAGAAUGAAAAUUAACCAGUAUAUUAUAUUGCUGUUUCAUUAAAAGACUGAAUAAAAUGUAACAGAAUUUUCCACACUCUCUGGAGAGAAAAACACCUGUACUUUUAUUAUGCAGAUUUAACAAUAUUAUUUGAUAAAAAUUUUAGGUGAAUGUAUGAAAUAAGAUUCACCAUUCAAAUAACACAUUAGAAGACUGAAGAUGGAAAUUUGAAAUUAACAUGUCUGUGGACAGAGGUAGUUACGAAGCAGUUGCCACAAAAAGUGCAGACAUAGAAAAAGAUCUGAUAUUUGAAGAAAAACUGUUUACUGCCAGGACUAAUAUAAUGGAAAGAAAUAGUAAAAUGAGUAGUCACUUCAUACUGAACUCUCACUUUGUCAGUGGGAGAGAUACCCCUAUCAUUGCUUCAAGAUUUUCGUUACUAUACUCAAGUCUUGUGAAAUUGACAUCAGGUCUUUUGUCAAAGUUCACUCCCAGGGCUAUAAUAUUAUGUCAUCAUACCUUGUAACUUUUUCAGUAAGCAGAAAGUUCCUGUCGUAGGGAUGUAUACUCUCCUCGUUUGCUUGUUUGUGUACUCAUAUAUUGUUCUAUUUGUCAUUCACUGAUAUUUUCUCUUUUCCUUUCCCAUCUCAAUUUAGAAAAUACGGCAAACUUCCUUGUAUGGUAUCUUUAAUUUGAUACAUCAAAAUCACUUAUUGUUCUGUUUAUAAUUAUCAAAAAGUGUGAAUUUGUAAGUUGUGCAUUUUAUUUUUGUCAAAUUAUCAAAAUUGAAUUUGAUGCCACAGUGCAGUAUUAAUGUGUUUAGAAGUGAAAAUCAACUCAUUACACAUCCAGGAAAUGUUAGAUUUUUAUGAGCAAAACCAAAAAUUAUGUUGCAGUAAUUUAAUUACUCUGGUUUGUGCUAGAGAACUUGCUUUCUUACUGUUAAAGUAUACCCAUUAAUAUUUUUUGUAGCUUUUCAUCUUGUGGGGCAAUUUAAUGAUUCUGAAAACAUUUUGAUGUUGCAUCCUAAAUAAAAGUUUGCCAACACUAAUUUCUGUUUGUACGAGAGUUGCCCAGAAAGUAAUGCACCACAUUUUUUCUUCAACAAUUCUUUACUGAACAUAAUGAGAAUUAAACACACAAAAGAAUGGUGUUUUAUCUACACACCCAAGUUUUCCACAUAAUCUCCAUCCCAUUCUAUGGCCUUCAUCCAGCGAGAAACAAGGGCGUGUAUUCCUUGACGGUACCAAUCCUUGUCCUGGUGGAAUUGCAUCCACACUUCCUUUGCUGAUUGACAGAUGCAGCGCCAACUGCCGACUUAAAAUUCGUCUGUCCUCGUGAAUUGCAACAUAAUAUCGGUGCAACAUGUCAGGUGUGACAGCUGUGGGUGGUCUGACCAACCACUGCAAAUCGUGGCACUCCUGCGAACUGCCUUCUGAUGACCUCAACCUCCAUGUCCAGUGACUAACUGUAUUUCUGUCGACAGCAGAUGCCCCAUACACUUUGCACAAGCGUUUGUGAAUAUUACCCACUGUUUCUUUCCUGCAGUGAGAGAUUCAAUGAUGGCAUGUUGCUUGUAAUGUACGUCACCUACAGACGCCAUUUUGAAACUGUCCUGCAGCUAUGCUGUUUGUCGGACGUUACGAAAACUUGGUGUGCACUCUCAGGAGACUUCAAAUUAUACAUACGUAACUUUUGUAUUCGUAGCGUUGUUUCUGGCUAAGAAAAAAAAAAGGCAAUGCCUUACUUCCUGGGCAACCAUCGUUAUAUAUGGUAGGAUUAUGACUUCUUUAUAACCCCAUGUUCUUGUGCCGUAAGUCGAUGAACUUCUGUUAGUGGGUAGCGAAAAAUGUGCUCAUUUAUGUCCAUUUCCUACUCUGGUUUGUUCUGGGAAUUUGAUAGUCUCGAUGUUUCUUGAGUCCAAAAACUUUUUCAUGAACAAGUUGCUGCAUAGCUUCUGGUAAUAAAGUGCUGUAUCCUGCACUCAGUAAACCAAACAUCUACCAAUCUGUAAAAGAUGAAGAUUAAAUAGCAGAAGAGCUAGUAUUAUUUAGGAGUUCCAUCUUGCAUUAGUUAAGUUAGAUAUUGUCCAAAACAUCACUUCAGGAAAGUGAGAGUUAAGUGAAUUACAAAUUUCAUAGCAUCACACCAUCCUUCUGUUUCAAUAAUCUCUUCUAGAUCAUUCUGAAAAUUCAUCUUGAGCUGCUCAUAGUUCAUACCAAGUGCCAGGGAUAAAUGAGUACUUGAUAUUGGGUAAUGCGUUGUUUCCUCCAAGUUCACCAUCUGCUAUAAUGUGAAGCACACAAUCAUGAAUGAAGUGUUGACAGCCAAUAAAUCGUGGUUCUUCCAGUGUUUAUAACUGAACUGCAGUGCCAUUUUUCCCUUCCAGUGUUCACAUUUGUAGUGUCAGUGGCAAUCCUCUUUAUAGUCGUCCAUAAAGUUUAUUCAUUGAGAACAAUUGUUAUUCCUUUGACCUCAGUAUCUGCUUUCCCAUUUGGUAAGUCUAGUGCUUCCAACUUGACUUCAUCCAUUUUUCAACACUAAUAUCUGACAUUCUUGGUUAUCAAAAUGCUUGCCAUCAAAAUGCAGCAACCAGCUUUCUAGGUGUUCUGUUUUCUUCAUUCCUCUUUUGCAUGUGACAGCUUCUUAUAUGGUAGAUCUGUAAAUACCUGGUUGUGAAGGGGUUUCAUUGUCAGUCUCACCUUCAGAAAACUGUCUGCAAAUGGUUGGCCACUUAGCUGAUUGAUAAUUUUGACCUUGUUCAUAAUUGGGUUGCAGUUUUUGUGUUGAUGUACUUGUUCCUUAUAUUUGGGGACGGUCCACCUGAACUGUGGGGCUCCUGAUAGUCAUUGUCAGACAGUUAUGUUGAUUUACUUGAAAUUGAAGUAGUAAUGUUGCUGUUGCUGCUGCUGCUGCUGAAGUAUGCUGUAAAGAUAUUUUUCUUCUUUUGAAUAGAUGGAUAAUCCUAGAACUCAGUCUUCCCAACUGUGUAACUAACAUGUUCUUUGCUUUUAGUCUUAGCAUGAUACAACCUUUUGUCCUCACUGCACACACAUUGUUUUCUUUUGUAAUGUGAAAAACUUCACUCAGUUAAUCAUAUUUUCCUCAUUUUACACAUUGAAAAUAGGUUUUUAGAACCGUAUUGAAGCAUGUACUACUGGAAUUGAUCAGAUUGAGCCAUUUAAUUCCUUUUGCCAUAAAAUCAAUAGUUCCUUCGCAAUUUACUGCACACAUUCUUCCCUGUCUGUCAUGGACUCUCCAAGGAAUAUAUAACAGCCAACAAUUUGUAUUUUGUGCAGUAUCCUGUUCAAGUUUUAAAGUGUUUGUGGUUAUAGUGGAACAGUUCUUAUUUUUCUAUUUGAUGCUUGAAAUUGUACUAGAUUCUUUGUCCAUAUCUUCUUGUUUAUUUCAGUGGUAGAAGCACUUACUUUAAAAUUCAUUAUGAUUACAAAUUGUACAUCAGCAGAAUGAUGGCUACGCACUCGGUUAAUUAUUUACUGCAUCAUCGCAAGAUGACGGUAAAGUCAGCUGCACUCACAAAGCAGCACAGCACAAAAUACACAAACCUUCAGGUUUUUAUGUUCCUUUAUUCCUGAAAGGGGAAUUUAUUUUCAAAUGUUCUGUUGCUGACCGGCUUGCCCACCUGUUAGCACGAGAGAAUAGAGAAUUAUGAAACAUAAGUGUUUCUAGAAAUUCAGUACUAAUUGCAAAAUUCAUUUACUACUACUAAUACUGUUUUACAAAUUUUGUGUUUGGGGGUAAUCUUGAACUAAACACAAUUAAGUCCUGUAUCGUUCAUUUUGAAUGAGGUUCAUUGGUUUACGACACAGGAAAUUAAAAAUGUUGCAAAAAAAUCAUAAUGUACACUGUAUGAUUUUUACCUUUGAGCUGUAUUGACCAAUUACGAAACAAUGUCAUUUGAAAGAUAGUCUUCCUGCCUACACACACAAUCAUUUUGAUACUGUCUUCCUGCAUCAGUGUUCUUGCUUAAGACCAUAGAAUUUCUACUCUCAGAGACAAAAGGGGAGAAAUAAUAGGCUUAUGUUACAAGCAGUCAAAUUGUUUUGAUGUUUUUAGCUUUACAGAACACUAAAUGGAUCUUGUCACUUCAGUGGUAGUGUGAUCCAUCGUGCUGCUUUAUGUCUAUUACUUCAUGGUGAGGUUUAACAGAAUCUAUACAACAUUUACAUUUUUAUACUAUGCUGAUAGCAUUUUAUUGUCAUCACAACCUCAUCCUCCUCAGUACCACAUGCUAAACUAAUAGUUACUUGCAUAUUUACUUUUAUGUUUUACGUAUGAAUUUGCAGUCAUUUCCUAUUGUUUACUUCUAAUAUUUGUAGCCGUCUAUAACCAGGGUGUGUGAUUUUAGGUUUAAAGUUUUGUGCAGCAUAUGUGGUUUGAAUAUCACUACACGAUCAGCUACAUACCUGUUGCUUCCAGAGAAUCUCUAUUUGGAACAUGUUUUAUAGAAGCAAAAUAAUCCAGUGGUUCAGUACCAGUUGCUUAUAAAUGUCUGCUUAAUACACUAUGUAUGUGCUGAAUAUUGUUCUCAUUAGAACAGUUACUGCCAGGUGAUAGGUGUUAGUAGGAUCUGAAUAAUAUAUUGAGCCAAGAGGUUGUAGGAAACAGUUAUUGGUGGCUGUGGAAUUGAUAUUUUAGUAAAUGGAUUUUUCUGUUAAUUUUGUUGGAAUAAAUUCUAGAUGAUGUACUGGAAGUAGAUUGAGAAUUUAUUGCAUGAUAACUAUGUGUUUUGUACAUAUUGUACAGUUGUAAAAUAUGCCAUUAAAUGUUGUGUACAUGUAGUCCAUAAUCAUGAUCUAAAUGUGUGUGUAUACCAUACUUCUUAAACCAUCUGUGAUAUUGCUAAACUGUAGCAGGUGUAAAAUAUCUUGGGCUUGAGAUUUCAAUCAGUAAUAUAUCAUUGUAAUUUGUUUGGACUGGAUGGAAAAACGUAUAUUAAUAUAAGUUUAAUUUACAGUAAGUGGAUUCAUCUGCCUCUGAAUAUUUGCAAUUACUGUCAGAGGACAGACACAUCUGGAAUGGUUAAGCAUUGCUCACCCAAGUUCUGUAUUUCAUUCUUGAAAAUGUGCCCAUUGAAGUUACAUCCAGACUUUAAUCUGUAAAUUGGGUUGGAGAAAAUUAACUACAUACUUGCAGUAUUGGUUCAAAUUGUAAUAAUUGAACUGUUGCAAGUAUGUGUAAAGUACGUUAGACAAGGAGCAAUUGUGUUGUUGAGUUGCGAAAAAAGGGCAAGAAUGUGUCAAUCAUGGUCAUGGCUAUUCAGAAAAUUAAAAUAGUGUUCAUCAAGCAACAAUCUUUAUAUUUUGUAAUUUUCGUGCUUGCUGAUUACUUGAAAAAUAUAACUGAAGAGAGAGAGCGGAUUCAAAUAUGUCAAAAAUGAAACAACAGUAUUUUCAUUUGUCAUGUUAAUGUGACAUAGUAAAUGAACUUUGAUGAAGUGAUUGGGAAGAAGAGGUGUAGAAGGGGGGGGGGGGGGGAGAUAGGAGGAGGGGUGAAUUACUAAUUUUGAAAUGAUCACUUAGUUCCAGAUGUAGUGGAGAAACUAUCUCAAAACAGAAUCUCUGAUAUAGUUGUGAUGAUCCUUUCUCAUUGCCAGAUGCUCUUCAUGCUGAGCUCUGCUCUGUGGGGUCCCCCAUACUGAUACUUCGAAGCGUUCUGUAUUCUCAGGGAUUCGUGUUUAACUUCUGAGCUUCAAUUGCCCCAUUGUUAAUAUUUGAGGAACAAUUUGGUAUUGCCUUCUGUUGUGCACUUUUCCUGUCAGUGUUGUAAUUUAUCAUCAUUUUCCUUGUCAUAUCCCUCAUCUGCAAACUACCUAACUACGACUCUUCACUAGAUAAUUGGCCAGCUGCUUGCAUUGUUUGCUUUGCAGGUCUUGAACUAUUCCUAUCUAUCUUGUUUUCAUGGAUAGUUCUGUGCUUCUAAAGCUAACACACACACUAUAAUUCUUGAUUCAAAAUAUGUAUUUGACAUAUUAUUGAGGACUGAAUUUUAUACUAUAUGACAUCCAAUUUGAUCUUCCCAAAUUUAGAGUUUCCUGUUGCUAAGGUAUGAAGUACAUAUGCUACAACUUACCUAUUCUUUUCAGCAAGAACAAUUAACAUAUUAAUUUAAUGUGACUCUUGAAUGAUGACAAGAGUGUGAAAAUUGAAUGUAUGGCAUGUAAUAUAACAGAGGUAUUUUCAAAAAAUUCUUCAUACUUGUUUAAGUAAUUUCAUUUUUCUUGUUUAUCAUUGUGUAAACCUAUUAAAGUGAAGAUCAUUGGACAACAAGGAAGAAGCAGAACUUCACGGAUUAGUUAUAGACCAGUGCUGCUAAAGAUACUGCUUGCCAAGUUUUUGUUAAAAAUUGUAGCCUUCCAUAAGACUAAAAGAUUGUAAUCUUUUGUUCUUCCUGUUAGAAAAAUUUGCAGUUAAAAAUAUACCUGUUCUGCAGGUAAUGUCAAAGGCAAAUGAUUAUAGCAUAGAUGGAAAUUUCAAUGUAAAUUUUUGUUCAGUACGUAACAUUUGUGAAUGGGACUUGAAUCUUAAUACCAAAGAUCCACUAAGCAGCUUGCAAUAUUAUGAAUCUCAUUUAAAGAUUUUUUUUUUCCUCGGACAAGCUGGAUUAUUUUACUGUCAGUGAAUCUCACACCACUUGUUAACUGAGCAUAUAAAUAUAUUUACCUUUGUAUUUUCUGGAUAUUUUAGUGACAUAUUCUUGGGGAUAUGUUAGAGGUAGAAGAAAACUGUGCAGCGAUUUUUAGAAAUAAAUUGCAAAUUAUUUUGUGUAAUUUUGUGGUGGUAAUAUUUGGUAAGAACUCUUUUGGAGCAUUGUGGGUAAAUUUUUAUAUAACAAUGAUAUGAUGAUUAUCAUUAUAUCUGUGUAGAGUUGGAAAAGGUCUAAGUCUGUUUCUGUUCAUUUGUCUAAUACAAAACCUACAAAUACUUCCAUUCGGCUUUAUUUGUUGUUUUUUCUGGACAAUCAUGUAUCAUUGAAUGUUGUGUGCAUAGUUUAGCAGUUAGUAGAAUUAAUGUACACCUAGUUAGUUGAUCCAUGGAAAGCCUGUGUAAUAUUAAGCAGAAACAGUUUUAUUUAUAUUAUACUGCAGAAGGGACUCAAUAUAACUUAAUUGUACAAAUAUAUUAUACAAAUGAGCUAUGAUGUAGGUGAAUUUCACCUAAAAUUUUGUAAUAUAGCACAACUUUAGCUGGCAUUGAUGUGGACUGAUUGUAAAUGGUAGCUGUUAUAUCGCUGUUGCAUUAGAUUCUGUGACCAAAUG